This is a messenger RNA of Ceratosolen solmsi marchali, 1411 nucleotides long. RefSeq names its product unconventional myosin-Ie-like. Gene Ontology annotation, molecular function: microfilament motor activity; actin filament binding; ATP binding. NCBI's taxonomy places the organism in Eukaryota, Metazoa, Arthropoda, Insecta, Hymenoptera, Agaonidae. The record is from RefSeq and is a predicted model, not a curated record. The coding region runs from base 52 to 1383 and encodes 443 amino acids. Gene Ontology annotation, biological process: endocytosis; actin filament organization. Gene Ontology annotation, cellular component: microvillus; myosin complex; actin cytoskeleton. The transcript has 11 exons.
CGUUACAUUACACCUUGGGCAACGUUACGAGGCAUCUGUAAGGCGGACAGUAUGGUGUACCACUGGCAAAGUCAAAAUGUCAAAGUGUCAGGUGUGGAUGACAUGGUGUUGCUGCCGAAGGUCAGCGAGGAAGCCAUUGUUGAAAAUCUUCGAAAACGAUAUAUGGAUGAUUAUAUAUUUACAUGUAUUGGUCCCGUGUUGGUGUCUAUUAAUCCUUUCAAGCAGAUGCCGUACUUCGGAGAGAAGGAAAUUGAAAUUUACCAGGGAGCGGCACCUUACGAGAAUCCUCCACAUAUUUAUGGACUUGCCGACGAAAUGUACAGAAAUAUGCUAAUUGACAACGAAAGUCAAUGCGUCAUCAUCAGCGGCGAAUCUGGGGCGGGAAAGACGGUGGCAGCUAAGUACAUAAUGUCGUACGUCGCAAGAGUGAGCAGCGGUGGUGAGCGGGUGCAGAGGGUGAAGGACGUAAUACUCGAGUCCAAUCCGCUUCUGGAAGCCUUCGGCAAUGCGAAAACCGUGAGGAACAACAACAGCAGCAGAUUUGGGAAAUAUGUUGAAAUGCGAUUCGACGCAGGAGGACAACCAAGUGGUGGCAAAUUAUCUAAUUUUUUACUAGAAAAGUCAAGAGUUACGUGUCACAAUUCAGGGGAGCGAAAUUUUCAUAUAUUUUACCAAUUAGCAACAGGAGCAAAUUCCCAAAUGAAGUCUGAAUUUGGUCUUAUGGAAUUAGACUAUUACAACUAUUUAAAGUACGGAGGAAAUCACAAAGUCGAUGGGACAAACGAUGCUCGAGAUUUUCAAGAUACGUUGAAAGCUUUAAGGGUUAUGGCUAUAAAAGAUACAGAAACUACCGAUAUUUUAAGGCUCGUCGCUGGAGUUUUACAUAUAGGAAAUAUACACUUUAUAGAAAAAGGAAAUUAUUCUCAAGUCGCUGAUAAAGAUUAUCUCGACUUCCCAGCCUUUCUUCUUGGUAUCUCGCCGGAACAAUUGUCACAUAAAUUGACUUCUCGCGAAUUCGAAUCUAAAUGGGGAAGUCAAUCGGAAAGUGUGGACGUGACACUGAAUGUUGAGCAAUCAUUAUUUGCCAGAGAUGCUCUCGCAAAGGAUAUUUAUGCCCGAAUUUUUGAUUUUUUAGUGAAGAGAAUUAAUGCAGCUAUGGAAACUACUCAAGAAGAAUUUGAAAUUGGAAUUUUAGAUAUCUAUGGAUUCGAAAUAUUCAACAAAAAUGGCUUUGAACAAUUUUGUAUAAAUUUUGUUAAUGAAAAACUUCAACAAAUAUUCAUUGAGUUGACGUUGAAAGCAGAACAGCAUCAUAGCCAAAAACAUCUGUUGUUCCAAGCAACUAUGAGACAGAAUUCUAAUAUCAAUCAACUGACGCACUGAAGUUCUAUCGUUGUUCUGAAAUAUAUCA